AGGAACUUGGCAUUUCCUGGUUGUACUGUUCAAAACAAACUAAACCACGUAUGCUAACAACGAAAUUCUCAUGUGAAGUUGCUGUUAUCUCGAUUGAAAGGACGAGCCGGUUUAAUUCUAGUGUACUAGUCUAUUUUUAUAGUGUAAACCGACAAUGAACAUGCAAUUUCAAGGAGUCAUGAGGAUUCUUUUACCGACGCUGUGGGCUAUUUCAACCAUCGCAGAGGAAAAAACGAAGUCGCCAACAACAACAGUCAUUACUGCUGCUGGCAUCACCAAACAUGUCAUGAAUUCGAGUGCCAAUAACGCCAGUAACACGACGUACAAGAACAAUCAUGCCAACCUUUUCGAUGUAGAUAGUUCAAUGAUACAAAGGGCCUUGUACGUCCUUAUUGGAAUCACCACCAUUGGAGUGCUCUAUUUCCUCGUGAGAGCUGUGCGGUGAGUAGAACAAGUUGAAGACAGACCAUUAUCUAUUGGUAGCAAUUGUUGCCUAAUUAGAGUUUUUUUUCACUUGAACUUUCAGUGUCAGUGUGUGUGACUUUUUAAUUAAUUAUGUUAUGUUUAGGCUGAAGAAAACAACAACCUCUAAGAAGAAGUAUGGGCUGUUGUCAAACUAUGAUGACAGUGUGGAGAUGGCUGUGCUGGAGAGUGAUGAGGAGGAUGACACUGUAUAUGAGGCCAGGUCCCUAAGAAGGUGAGUGAGAUCCUAUGACAGGUAGGUGCAUCGUCCACUCAGUGUUACGCAUCGUAUACAAAUCCCAUUCCUUUGCAAGUUUGCAUUGUAAGUUUGUACGACACUGAGACUAGAGAUUGCGAAAGUGCAAAUACAAGAACAGUAGGCCUACCUCAAAUAACCUUAAAGGACAGUUGUUCUUAUGUACCAUCCAUAUUUAACUUGUUAUUGUGUGAAAAUGUGCAGUGAAUCAGUUUCACCUUUAAACCUUAGCGUCAUCAUUGAUUUAUUUAACUUGUGCACUGUUUGUCUUUGUCUUGUCUUUAUCAGAUGAGUCUGGGUCUUGUCAAAUAACACUCAGUGGACUGGGGAAUGAAUGGAGACAUUCCUAAGGUGCAUUUUUCAACCGUUAUUAUGGCAUAUUUUUGUUUUUCUUAUUCUCUUGGACCUGAAAAAAGGAAAACUGGCUUUCAAAAUGACUGAUCUAUCCUCCAAUGAGCAUUUAUUUUGUCUAGCUGCCUGGGUAUGAAAAAGACAUGGUGUUUUUGGUGACAAACAAACUUACCUUUGAUUCUAUCUAUGAAGAGGAGGAAAUAGGAUUUGUAACAUAACAGGAGUCUAAUGCCAAAGUCACAAAGUUGCUUAAGUGAAUGUGAGCAGGAUAAUUGUUCAAAUCUCCCUCUGCCCACCUUGAACUGUGCAUAACAAACAACAACAAACAACGAAAGAUCUCUUCUAAUCAUCAACACGGAUCCUCAAUUUCCUGGUCGAUGUGGUGUUGCCAAGGUUUUUUUUCUUAUUUUUAAAUAUUUUUUUAGUCAUUUAGUAGACGCUCU
Molecule: messenger RNA, 1512 nt
Organism: Coregonus sp. 'balchen'
Lineage: Eukaryota; Metazoa; Chordata; Actinopteri; Salmoniformes; Salmonidae
Source: the annotation of a GenBank genome assembly